Molecule: messenger RNA, 1906 nt
Organism: Ziziphus jujuba (common jujube)
Lineage: Eukaryota; Viridiplantae; Streptophyta; Magnoliopsida; Rosales; Rhamnaceae
Product: U-box domain-containing protein 62
Exons: 8
Coding region: 233-1588 (451 amino acids)
Biological process (GO): protein ubiquitination
Molecular function (GO): ubiquitin-protein transferase activity
Source: RefSeq, a predicted model, not a curated record
CCAAGUAAAUCCCUCUCCUUACAAAGUUGCUCUGCACCACCUUUCCACAAAAGAUGGGUGCAACCCCACCCAUUCCAACGCAACCACUGCCCUAAACCCUAAUUCCCCGCUCUGUCUGAAAAACCCUUUUAACCCCACCUCCAAAAACCCUCAAAUUUCUCUACUUUCACCACCCAAACCAUGCCCAAUUCCUCCAAUUAGGGUUUCCCACUUCCAAUUUUUGGCCUCGGAUAUGUCUUCCGAAGAAAUAGGUCUCGUUCCCUCCCAGAGGCUCGAGAACGGUCUCAACUCGCAGCAGCUCUUGUUCCCAGACGAUGCCUUGCGGUUCAAUUGCGGUGCACCACCCCACCAGCGCCGAGUCGGGGACCCGGGUCCCAAAACCAGAGAGCUCAGCGGGUUCAUCGAUGAACGAUUUUUCGCAUCUCAGAGUACCGACUUCCGGCGGAGCUUGUAUAAUAACGACGGGCAUGAACGGAGGGACCCACGGGAGCCACGGAAUUGUUAUGGGAAUGGGACCGCCACGAGUGGCGAUGGAUCGGAUGAAGAUGAUGACGAAGAAGACGACGACGAUGACGUGGACGAUGAUGAUGAGGUCGAUGAAGGUGACGCUGAUGUUGAAGGUCUUGUAGGUGUUGAUGACGUUAACAAGGGCAGCACUAGUAAUAAUACGAGUAAUGGGGAGGACAAGUUGGGAAAUGGGAAAGCUAAGCACCAGCACCAGCACCAUUCUUCUUUUGGUGGGACUGUGAUCGUAGGAUCAAGUAGAGAGGUAUUAGUGAAAGACGGUAGCAUUGGGCAGCAAACUUUGAGUGGCAAUGCCAAGGCUAGUCCCAGUGAGAAUAAUCAUCAUCAGCAAGGCAGACUUGGGAAUUAUCAGAAUGCGGUGACUGUUGCAGAACACGAUGGGGACGUCUAUUAUUCUCAAUUUUUGCAGGGCUCUGAUGGGUCAGUUGUAGGACAAAAAGACUUGGCUGUAGAAAAUGGUUGUGGGUUCAGUGGAAGAAAGGACGUUUCUUACUCAAACGAGUCAGGAGAAUCUUUAAGGAUGAUUCUAUCGGAUCCUGUGACGGGAUCUCUCAUGGAUGAUGCAAUGAUAUUACCUUGUGGGCAUUCCUUUGGAAGUGGUGGAAUACAGCAUGUUAUAAGAAUGAAAGGAUGUUACACUUGUUCUCAGUCAAUUUCAGAAGACUCAGUUGCUCCAAAUCUCUCUCUUCGAGCUGCUGUUCAGGCAUUUCGCCGUGAGGAAGAGUUACAAUUUUAUCGCUCAUCUAAGAGGAGGAAGGAAAGGUUUGACCAGGAUAAGGGUGUUUUUGGUGAUUCAAAUCUAAUGGAUCCACCAAGAGGUAGAGGUGUUCAGUUUCCAUUUGCUGUGACGGACCGAGUUAUCAUAAAGGGGAACAAGAGGACACCACAGCGCUUUGUUGGGCGUGAGGCUGUCGUGACAACACAGUGCUUAAAUGGAUGGUAUGUGGUAAAAACAUUGGACAAUGCAGAGAGUGUCAAAUUGCAGUACCGCUCACUUGCCAAGGUUUCAGAUGACCCAUCAUCAAAGCCAAUGUCAAUCAAGAUGACACCUAACUGGCCCUAGACCUUGCAGCAUACAAAAUGAGAGAGAUUAGCCCUUAAAUAGGUUGUUGCCAACCUACCACGCUUGAGUUAUUUUGACUUUAGGUAACAGGUUCUGUUUGCACUGUUGUAUCUCUUACAAGCAUACACGGUGAUGUUCAGGCCUUGUAAAUUAUAGAAGCCUUUUUAUAGUUGCUGCUAUGAGGAAAUCUAGAAUGAGAAUUUAUAUAGGUACGAUAAUGUAUUCAUUUUUGCUUUAAAUAUCCGAGCAGCAUUGUAUUUGAAUAUAGCUCUUGUAAAAAAUCAAAGGUUCAUGUAAUAAAUUUUGGUUUAUAGGACA